AUGGAGGCAGAAAAUGAGACACACAUUUCAGAAUUCCUUCUGCUGGGAUUGUCAAGGAAACCAGAAUUACAGUCACUCAUCUUCGGGCUUUUCCUGUCCAUGUACCUGGUCACGGUCUUGGGGAACCUGCUCAUCAUCCUGGCCACCAUCACCGACCCCCACCUCCACACCCCCAUGUACUUCUUCCUGUCCAACCUGUCCUUGGUGGACAUCUGCUUCACCUCCAGCACCGUCCCCAAGAUGCUGGUGAACCUCCAGGCGGGCAGCAGCGUCAUCAGCUACGAAGGCUGCAUCCUGCAGAUCUACUUUGUCUUAUUCUUUGCCGUCUUGGAUGAUUUCCUCCUGACCGUCAUGGCCUACGACCGCUACGUGGCCAUCUGCCACCCCCUGCACUACAUGGUCAUCAUGAACCCCCGGCUCUGUGCUCUGCUGGUCCUGAGCUCCUGGACCCUGAGUGGCCUGCACUCCUUAUUACAAAGCUUAAUGACGUUGAGGCUGUCCUUCUGCGCAGACUUGGAGAUCCCCCACUUCUUCUGUGAACUCAACAAAGUGCUCCAAAUUGCCUGCUCGGACACCUUCGUCAAUGAUUUGGUGAUGCAGUCUGCAGCGGUCCUGCUGGCCAUCGGUCCUCUCUCUGGCAUCCUUUACUCCUACUCUAAGAUCGUCUCCUCCAUCCUCCGAAUCUCCUCGGCUCGGGGCAAGUAUAAAGCCUUUUCCACCUGCGCCUCUCACCUCUCCGUGGUCUCCUUGUUCUACGGCACGGGCGUGGGCGUGUACUUGAGCGCUCCUGCUCCCCACAGCUCACACUCAAUCACAACCGCCUCGGUGAUGUACACGGUGGUCACCCCCAUGCUGAACCCCUUCAUCUACAGCCUCAGGAACAAGGACAUCAAGGCGGCCCUGAGAAGCCUCAUGAGCAAAGCACCACCCAAGCUAUUUGCCUUGGGGUGA
This is a messenger RNA of Sorex fumeus (smoky shrew), 951 nucleotides long. Its product is annotated as olfactory receptor 7A10-like. Gene Ontology annotation, biological process: G protein-coupled receptor signaling pathway. Gene Ontology annotation, molecular function: G protein-coupled receptor activity; olfactory receptor activity. The record is from RefSeq and is a predicted model, not a curated record. The coding region runs from base 1 to 951 and encodes 316 amino acids. The transcript has a single exon. NCBI's taxonomy places the organism in Eukaryota, Metazoa, Chordata, Mammalia, Eulipotyphla, Soricidae. Gene Ontology annotation, cellular component: membrane.